Molecule: messenger RNA, 3149 nt
Organism: Paramacrobiotus metropolitanus
Lineage: Eukaryota; Metazoa; Tardigrada; Eutardigrada; Parachela; Macrobiotidae
Exons: 7
Coding region: 811-2880 (689 amino acids)
Source: RefSeq, a predicted model, not a curated record
UGGGAUUGGGAUGCCAGCUGGAAACAAUUCGCUUAGGCAGGUUUCGUCAGUGUCCAUGAUUCAUGGACGUUUGCAUCAGCUGGAUGCAGCACAGGCUGCACAGCAUAGCACUUUUGCCGUUCUACAGUAACCAGAAAUUACAAAAGUAUUCCAUAUUCUCCGCCCAAUGUUUAAUGCACAGGGUUCGAGAGGUCAACUGAUUCACAAAUGACGUUCCGCGUGAGUAAAUCAGCAGAUGGAGAAAACGAGUGGAGAAGCAAUUCAGGAGAUUCAGGGAAUUGUAAGCAGAAAAUAAAUUAACGAGAAAGCUGAAAGCUGAAAAUGUUGAAAAUACUUUGUGUAAGCAUAUGUAACAGUUGCAACCUUCCCGGUCUGGCAGCGCGAUUUGGCUUUAUUUUCUCUCAUUGAUGAAAAUUCUGUGUCAGUCAGUCUGUCGAUUCUGUGAGGCUGCGAGCUAUUACUGUUUUUUGUCUUUUUGACUUGAUGAUAAUUACCAAGGAUGAUGAUAAUCUCGAUGGGAAAUAAUUCGCACUGAUUAAAAGAGAUCAUUUUGGUUAGAAUAAUCGCCAGACUUUCCAGCGGGUGUCGUGUUACUAGUGGCAUCAUCUCCGCGGCUCCGGCUCAGAAAUAGUUCUUUGGUUGUUCCUUCGACAGCGACGUCCUCUCUAUGUGCUGCGUGCUGUACGGCUCUGUCAGGCGCCGUUGCUGCCGUCCUGCAGGCGAUGACACUCACUGUCUGCAGGCAGCGUUAGUCCUCUCCGCAGUGCACCACAUCUUGCACAUACUACGCUCAGCGCUCCGUGGACCGCGAUGAUGCGGCGCACACUGGCCGGUUCCCUGUACUGGCGCCGCGGCUGCGGGCGUGCCGCGGGCGCUGUACGCCGCAGUGCGCUGCGCCGUCCCCUCCGGACCACCCCCGCCGCCUACCAGACCGUCGCGGAGGCGGAGGCCGGCCUGCCCCUCUACGACCACAUCAUCAACCAAACGCUGCGCGCCUUCACCGAGCAGGUCCCCAUCUGCUGGCGCUAUCUCGGACGCCAGAUUGGUUCGUUGCAGUUGGCCGGCAUACCCUGCGGAAUUCCCAACGGACAGGUCCCCGUCCGUCGCGAGGGGACGAAGCCUGACACCGGCGGAGGAGCGCGGCCGGGCGGUUGCCUCCUCGCGUCCGUCGGCAGCCGGUUCCCGGGCGCUGUCCGUCGUCUUCCCCUCGUGAGUCCGCGCUACAUGACUGUCCGGCGCAGCUCGAAGGCAUUCGUCCCGCAAGCGCCGGUUACCCCGGCUGACGCGCGCGAUCUAAUCGAGAGACUCCGUGAGAAACUCGGCGAGGCUGACGGUCAGUUGUGGAGCAGUGUGCCGUAUCAACUGUCGGGUCUGACUGACCUGGUUGGCGUUCGUUUCGCAGAAGACAGUGCGGAGGCCAGCGCCGAGUCCGGCUCAUUCCCGGUGGAGGAAGUGGUCGCUGCGCUGCAGCGCGAGGGAUACGCGGCCGUCCGCGUCCAACUGGCGCGGCUGUUCAGCGUGGCCGAUGAGCUGGCCCCCCGGCAGUGCUUGCGGCUGGCGUCGGCCUGCCAGCUCAUCCUUUUGCAGCGCCGCUCCCGGCUGAAGGUCUUGUCGGCGACGCUGACCGCCCCAGGGGAGCUGUCCGACACUGCUCAACGCGCGCUGCAGGACUGCGUUCGCGCGGAGCGACAUAUUGUUCUGGAUGUCGCAGGUAGGCUGAAUAAUCUCAUGGGCUACGCCGUUGAACAUGAAUUACGGGAGGAGCUGCAGAGCGCGGUGGAACCGUUAAUCGGCCAGUUGUGGACCGGUGGCAAUCGCGAAGAGAUGACCUCCCGCCUACUCACCGGGCUGGACACCUUGCUGUCCGCCGUCGGCUGUUUGAUCAGGGGACACGAGCUGCCGCCGACGCUGGACUUGCUGCAGAAACCCCCUUUGAUCCGUGACCUCGACCAGCUGGCCGCCCUCGUCGAAGCCAGUGUCUUUCCGCCGGAUGUCCAGUUGGCUGUGGGUCGGCACAGUGAUUACGCGGACGCCGAGUGGCGCUACUUCGUGGACCACUACGAUGGACCCUGUCGGAUUGCGGUCCAUAUGGGCUGGGUGUACGCCGUUCUCCGCGCCACCUCCGUCCACGGUGGCGCCGCCAGCGAACUGAUGGACGCCGUCAAGAGGGGGUUAAACGCCAAGAGACAGGAUUUCAUGUCGCAGACGGAGGUGGAUCUGAAGGAUGUCGUGGAUCGACUGGGCUGUGGAGUCUUACACCCGCGUAAACCCGCAGCGAUAGUGGAGUUCUCGGGACUGGUGACAGGAGAAUUUAACGAGAAAAAUCCGGAUGUCCUCGUCCUGGAGAUCGCCUUUACCCAUGAGCAGCAUGCCCUCCUGUUUAUCGAGGCGGCCAAUUUGUUGGGCCCCGCGACCAACUUCCAGUAUUGUCUCGCUCUCAAAGUAAACGACCGCUCCCCCGAGACGUCGCCCUUCUACGCCGCACUCUACGUUUUCAAACGUGUAGCCAAUCCGUGUACUAAGCCGCCGACGCGCUCCACCAGCUGCAGACCGGCCCACGAAGGCCUGCCGGUGGGGAGUGGCCAUCCAGCGGAGUACGAGGUCAGCGGAGAGCGCGUAACUAAUGAGAAAGCAAGGAACAUGUCUGUUGCCGAUAUUCGGCGCAUUUUCGACAUGGAGAUGGUCUUCAGACACCGCGCCGACGACAGCAAUUUGAUGGAUCCCGUGGAGUUCCGUCUGGACAUCCAGUAUCCGGAUGGCUCGUGGCAAGUGUUCAGCAUUUCCCUUGGCAUAUUUUUCCCGUAUGUGAGAGGCCUUUGGGUGCAAUACUUUAAAAAGCAAGCCGAAAUAAAAGCGAUCCGGAAGUCCGGGGCCAAGUAAAGAGAGGGCGUGAGGAGGAUUGUGAUGUUGAUGCUUUGUAUCUCUGCAUAUAGCACUGUGACAUUGGCCUGAAUUAUGCCAACUCUUUUGUGUUUCGAGCAUCGUUCGAUACAGCUGUGCGUUAUUUCCCAUAUUUUUCCCUGUUAUGUGCUGUAAAAAACUGCAUUUAUCGUAUUCCAUUACUUGCUUUUUUCUUCGGUCUGCAUGGACAAGUCUUCAGUGCAAUCAUGGCCUACUGAAACCAGAAAAUUAAAAUGUGUUAAAUUUCA